Messenger RNA from Daktulosphaira vitifoliae (grape phylloxera), 1681 nucleotides. RefSeq lists its product as uncharacterized. The transcript has 2 exons. Gene Ontology annotation, molecular function: DNA binding. NCBI's taxonomy places the organism in Eukaryota, Metazoa, Arthropoda, Insecta, Hemiptera, Phylloxeridae. The record is from RefSeq and is a predicted model, not a curated record. Bases 211 to 1506 code for a protein of 431 amino acids.
UACAUUAGUCAAUUAUAUUGUUUUGACUGUUCUGUGCCCUAAUAAUAUUUAAAUUAAAAGUGAAUUACAUCGAUGCUCAUAGGAUAGUUUGAAUUACUGGUUAGUGUUUGAUUUCGAUCGAUUCGUGCUUGGCGUGCGGUACUGAGUAAAACGUGUUUAUCGUUUUCAGUUUUUGUAGAACUAUAAUACGUGUUUAUUGAUAUUUAGUCAAUGUCACGUAAACGAAAACGAAAAUAUUUGACGUUGGCUGAAAAAGUUUAUAUGAUUAAUUUGGUAGAAAGUAAUCCAAAGAAAAAAUAUGGAAUUGCAAACCAAUUUGGCAUCACGAAAAGCGCUUUGUCUACAUUACUGAAAUCUAAAAACUUGAUAUUCAACAACUAUGAAAUUUUUGGUGCUACUAAAGUUACAAAAUUCCCGAAUUGUUCAAAUCUCUGCGAGAAAUUAACGGCAAACUCAACUCAAACUUUAAUAAAAAGAAAUCGUAAGAUUAUACCAAUAUGCAAUACAAAGAGGAAAGGUGACUUAUUAAAACGGUAUGUACAAAAAAAAUUAACAUAUAAUGAACAUCAAGGUAAACAAUUAUUUAAUCAAUUGAUAAAAAAAAAUGCUAACGAAGAGUUAAGGUCUAUUUUAGAACACAAUAGUCAUGAUGAUAUUUUUAUUGCUACACAAUUUAACAUUUCUUACAAACAACAUAUCGGUAGUCUUCCUCAAGUGCAUUGUAGUGAAAGCGAUAACCUGAUCGUAUUAAUAUGUGUGAACUUAACAGGCAAUGAAAAAUUGGAACCGCUUGUAGUGUGUAAAAAACCGGAAACAUCUCAUGAAUGUCCACCUGCUGUUAAUAUGGAUAAUGUAAUGCCUUUGAUGUUUAAUCGUUGGCUCGAAGAUUUAGAUGAGAAAAUGUAUAUAAAAAAACGGCGGAUUAUCUUGUUAACUGAUUCAACUUUGGAGUUAUUGAAAUCACAUGCCAUAUUAAAAGCAGUCAAUAUUAGAUUCAUAUCGUUAUCAUUAGCCGGAUGUUUAGAAGAUCUUUUCAAAACUGCGUACAAAACUCAGAUUUUGGAAAACAAUCAGCCAUUAGAUUUAUACCAAACCAUAAAAUUUGUUGACAUGUCAUUGAAGUCAAUCUCAACGGAAGAUAUUAAGAGUUGCUUUCGUUUCAAUGAUAAUAAUAAUCAUAAAAAAAUUAUAGAUGAUGAUUCAUUAUUAAUGUUUACGUAUGGUAAUUCUCUUUUGCCUACAAAAAAACUAACUAAAAUAAUUAAUAAAAAUAAUUCAACAAACGAUGAGUGUAGAACUAAUGAAAAAAUAACUGAUGGUGAAGUCUUUCAAGCCUUGGAAACUAUAAAAGGAUUUUUAAAAUUUAGUCAAGGUGUAACACCAAACUAUGUUGACAUCAUCUCAACCUUAGAGAACAUUAUAGAUGAUAACGUAAAAAGUAAAAAGUGCAAAAAAAAUUACCAAACAGAAAUAACAGAUUUUUACAAUAUAAAUAGUUUUCCAUAAAAGAUCCAUUUGUACUUGAAUAAUAAAAAAUAUGAUAUAAUCAUAAUAACUGGAAAAAAUUCCAGUUAUUCCAUAUAAUUAUAUGUUUAUAAUUCAAUAAAUGGCCUAAGAGCAGAAUAAAUUUGUAUUAUGUAAUUUAUUUAUAUUAUGUACAUUUUAAUAAAGGAAUUUUAAU